UGGCGCUUUAGCUGCAGAACGAGAGUCCAGUUGGAUUCAUUUACUCCCGUUUGCUGGGCUGGGGGGCCGAGGAUCGUAAGUGGGCAAAACAGUGUGGAAGGAAAUUCGACAUAUGAUUAGGUGUGAUAAAUCACAGUCACAGAGAUUUGGUGGGUCUUUGCUAAAACCUGAUGACGUCCCACACGGCGCAGGCUGGCACGAUGCCCGUCGCUCCGGACUCUCCCUCUCUGGGUGUUACUGUCAGCGGCAAUGUGCAAAAAUACAGUAUAAAGAAGAAGAAGGUGCUGAAUGCGGAGGAGAUGGAGCUGUUUGAGCUCACUCAGGCUGCAGGGAUAGUCAUAGACCAAGAGGUCUUCAAGAUCAUCGUGGACCUUUUGAAGAUGAAUGUUGCACCGCUGGCCGUCUUCCAGACCUUAAAGGCAAUGUGUGCAGGUCAGAAGAUUUCAGACACGUCCCUUGGAGACACAUCGACAGCAUCCCAUUCCGCCACCGCCCCCUCCGAGUCCAGAGAAGAGGAUCCUGUGGUCUCAGACAAGAGCGCUAAAAAAACAGCUCCCCAGGCCCCUCCCGCUGGCCCUGCCGCCCGCCCUCAAAGGGGAGGGGCUAAGAUAGUGGUCUACGGCCCUGGCGACCAGAGCGCUCCUCUCUCUCAAGGUCCUCCCUCUCCUCCUUCACCAUUCCUCGCUUUUCACUCGCCUUUGUACUUUCACUGCCGCCGACAUUCUCCGCAUAUUCCAAUCCUCUUUCUUCCUCCCUCUAUCUCACUGACUCGUAUGCCUGCAGGUUCUUUCUUUGUCUUUUUUCCUUCACUUCUCUCGCGCUCUCAGUCUGUUUCAGCUCAGAGUGCAUGAUUCAGUAUUUCUGUCCUCUUUUUCCGUUUGUCUCUAAAGCUGCUCUCCAUAUGCUAAAUAAUUAACGUUUAAGUUUGUUUGAUUGGGUUCGGAGCACUUAAGCCCUCGGCUUCUUCAAAUUCUCUACAUAAUUUAGUCGAUGGGAUGUAAACAGAGUGAUUCAGAGUGGUUUGAUGUGAAAUGGUAUUGAUUUCUUUACAGUGGUGGUGAUAGGAACCAGGGGUCGCCAUGACUACAACACAGAUAUAGACAUUUACUAUCCAAAACCACCAGUGAACCUACACGAGUCUUCUGAGUUUUAUGUGGAAUGUUGAUGAUGGUGACUGUUUUGCUAUGUGACACUGCGUGUACCUGUCCACCAUCAAUGUAUUAAAAAAAAAAAGGUUUUAUGCCAAGAGCUUAUCUCAGAACUACUGUGAAACAAUGUCUCAGGCAUCAGGCAGCGUAUAGAUAACAACUUAAUGCAGUAAAUUUCCUGGGAGUGAGCUUUAAGCCGGGCCUACACAACACAAUUUUUGCCCAAUUUUAACCCCGAUUUGCCUCUUGCAACCAAUUCUCACAGUCUGAAGCAAUUUUCCAGGUCAGGAGCUCGAUCGGAAGCCGAAUAUCCAAUAUUAUCCAACAUGUUUAAUAUUUACGACUCUAAACGAUCACGAGUCCUGUAGUGUGAGAAGGUCAAAGUGUCCUGAAGUGUUUCAAACAACAGCCAAUCAGAGAGGUAGAAGAGCGGAGAAAAAGGCGAAGAGACGCACCUGAACAGCAGAGCGGAGACAGAGGAGCUGCGUGUAAAACACAGGCAGAUAAGAGCUGUUAUCAUGUUUAUAAUGUAUAGAUUUCCCUUUACAGUUUC
Molecule: messenger RNA, 1701 nt
Organism: Colossoma macropomum (tambaqui)
Lineage: Eukaryota; Metazoa; Chordata; Actinopteri; Characiformes; Serrasalmidae
Gene: mzt2b
Product: mitotic spindle organizing protein 2B
Exons: 5
Coding region: 171-851 (226 amino acids)
Cellular component (GO): spindle; centrosome
Source: RefSeq, a predicted model, not a curated record